Messenger RNA from Salvia hispanica, 3803 nucleotides. The record is from RefSeq and is a predicted model, not a curated record. NCBI's taxonomy places the organism in Eukaryota, Viridiplantae, Streptophyta, Magnoliopsida, Lamiales, Lamiaceae.
UCCUUUACUUUGACAAAGUAUACUUUUCAAGCUUAAACAAUUCUAUUCUUGCUAACAUAAACACACAUUCCUCUCUUUCUCAUUUGGCUAUCAGAAGAAGAAAAGUUAUCCAUUGUUGUUUCAGGCUGAGGCAUUUCUUCAACUCCUUCUUGACAAUCUGAGCUCCCUUAUCAAGGAGGAGAUCGGACUGAUCUUGGGCGUCGAUGAUGAGAUGAAGAAGCUCUGCAGCACUCUCACCACCAUCCAAGCUGUGUUGGAGGAUGCCGAAGACAAGCAAAUCCAGAGCAAGCCAAUUCGAGACUGGCUGCGGAAGUUCACCGCUCUUGCUUAUGAGAUUGAUGACAUUUUGGAUGAGUGCAACACUCAUGUCUCCAAACUCAACCACUCUCCUUCCAAACUCAGCCGCUACAGCCUCAAGAAAUUAUUGUAUCACCACAAUAUAGCAAGGAGGAUGAAGCAAGUCAACGAGAAAGUGGAGGCAGUUGUUGCGGAGCGUGCUAAGUUUCAUCUGCGUGAGAUGCCUGUUGAUAGACCAAGAGAAGCUGCUCUUGUUUCACGCGAGACAGCUUCCGUGUUGAACCAAUCUGAUAAGAUUCAUGGCAGGGAAGAAGAUAAAGACAAGAUUGUGAAGAUGUUAGUGAAUAAUGUGAAGGAGGAGAAGAAGAUGUCCGUGUUGCCGAUCUUAGGCGUUGGCGGCCUUGGGAAGACCACUCUCGCUCGACUAGUCUUCAAUGAUCCACAGGUGGAAGAGCACUUUGAUCUAAAGAUUUGGGUUUGUGUCUCAGAUAAUUUUGAGAUGAAGACUUUGGUGAAAGCUUCGGAUCUGCAACACUUGGAUGCUGCAGAGCGUCAACUUUGGGAAUUGUUGAGCAGAAAAAGAUAUUUGAUUGGGAUGGAUGAUGUUUGGAAUGACCACCAGGAUAAAUGGUUUGAGCUGAGAGAUGUUCUAUUAUGUGGCUCAACUGGUUCAUCCGUUGUCGUUACCAGGCGUCAGAAAAAAGUUGUUGAUAUGAUGAGAACACUUCCAUGUCAUUGCCUCGAGGGGUUGUCGGAUGAGCAUUGUUGGGCACUGAUGCGGCAGUGCGCCUUCGAAGCAGAUGAAGAGGUGUCUUUGCAGCUGGACAUAAUUGGGAAACAGAUCAUGAAGAAAUGUGCUGGAGUGCCCCUCGCUGCUACAACGCUUGGAGGAAUCCUACGGUUUAAUAGGAGAGAAGAGGAAUGGAUACAUGUGAGAGAUAGUGAGAUAUGGAAGUUGUCGGCUGAAGAGAGUUUGAUAGUGCCUGCUUUAAGGUUGAGUUAUCAUCAUCUUCCCUUGGAACUCAGGCAAUGCUUUGCUUACUUUGCAGCCUUUCCUAAGGACCAUUACAUUGAAAAGGGACGACUGAUCCUUCUAUGGAUUGCUCAUGGCUACAUUUCAUCAAAGGGGGCUCUACAAGUAGAAGAUGUUGGAAAUCAAAUAUGUAAUGAGCUACUACUUAGAUCUCUUCUGCAAGUAGAUGAGUAUGAAAAUAUCGGUAUGCAUGAUCUCGUUCAUGAUCUGGCAGAGUCAAUAAUGGAGAAUAAAGUUCCCGGAGUACAAAGUAAAAGAAAUCUAGCAAGUGCAUCAACUAUCCGCGAGGUAAAUUUGCUACACAAAACUCUUGUGUUUCCCAAAUCUUUUCAGCAAGAUAUGAACAUUACUUCCAUCUUGGAGUUCACAAGUUUAAGAGUGUUAAAUGCCCCUCGUAGCAUAGUACAAGAUUUGCCUCCUUCCAUUGGCAAUCUUAGACAUUUGCGAUUCUUAAAUUUGGCCUAUUCAGAAAUUCGCACACUCCCAAACUCGUUAUGUACUCUUUGGAAUUUGCAAAUCCUCUACUUGGACUACUGUGAUAGACUUGUGGCUUUACCUAAGAAGUUCACAUCUCUACGUAAUCUCCAACAUCUAGGUCUUCAUGGGUGCAACUCGUUGUGUGAGAUGCCAUCUAAAAUGAGAGAGUUAAAUGGUCUAAAAACGUUGAGUAUGUUUGUUGUGGGUCUCAAGAGAGAUAACAAACUUGAGGAACUGGAAUGCUUGAACAUCAGUGGAAGGCUUCAGAUUAGGCAUCUGGAGAGAGUAAAAGACAAUAUAGAUGCUAAGAAAUCAAAGAUUGCAGAGAAAAACAAUCUUCGAGACUUGUGCUUGUCAUGGGAAAGAAAUGAUUUAUAUAAAGGAGGAAGUUGAUGAAAUGGUGUUGGAAGCACUUGAACCUCACCCCAAUCUUGAAUCUCUUUAUAUACAAGGCUUCAGUGGUAGAUAUCUUCCACGUUGGAUGGAAAAUUCAACGCAGAGAAAAAUAGUUCAUAUAGAUAUAACUGAUUGCGAAAAUAUUAGGCGUUUUCCAAAAUUGGGAGAGUUACCCCAUCUUAGGACGCUAGAUUUAAAGAAUGUGGGGGUGGAGUAUAUUAUUGAAGAAGAAGUUGGGAGUGGACACCCUGUAAAGAUACAAUUUGUGGCUCUGGAAAGUCUUGAUUUAGUUGAUCUCCCAAAUCUUAAGGGACUCUCAAAGGAGCAAGAGAGUAGUAAAGAAGCAUUCCCGAAUCUGGAAAACCUAAGUAUCAAGCGUUGCUCUUCAUUAGUAUUGCCAUCACUUUCGUCCCUCGGAAAGUUGAAGCAACUAGCAUGCAGAAGCUCAGAUUUGGCUCUAUUAUCUGAGCACGACAUUCCUAGUAAUCUGUCAAUCGAAGUUGAAGAGAACCUGGCAUGUUUCCCAAUAGAAGCGCUGAAAAAGUUUAGUAAGAUGCGUUCAUUGACAAUUGAGAAUGCAAAAGAGAUCUCCGUGACAAGAGAAGGUCUGGAAGCCUUAAAAGAGCUUACAAGUUUAUGGUUAGUAAGUUGUCGGACAAUGAGAUGUUUAGAAGGGAUGCUGCUGCACCUUACUGCUUUGGAGAACCUCACCAUAUCGAAGUGCCCAGAAUUACUAGAGUUGCCUGAGGAUAUUAAACAUCUCCAUAAUCUUAAGUUCCUCCAGUUACAUAUGAGAUGUUUACCGGAAGGAAUGUCGCAGCACCUUACUGCUUUGAAGGAGCUCUACAUAUGGAAUUUCCCAGAAUUACAUGAGUUGCCAAAGGAUAUUAAACAUCUGCCAAAUCUUAAGAAACUCUAUUUAUAUGGCCUUCACAAGCUGACACGCUUGCCUCAAGCCUUUCAGCACCUCUCUAUUCUAUACCUUGAAGAUCUUCCUAAGCUGGAAUCACUUCCAGAUCAGCUACCAUCUCUCUAUACACUCAAUGUUAUGAGCUGCCCAAAAGGUUGUAUCGAUUCCUGAUCUGCCAAAUCUGAAACACCUAAGGGUCAUUGAAUGCCCACAACUGGAAAGGCGAUGUCGGAGAGGAAGUGGAGAGGAUUGGCACAAGAUUGCCCACGAUCGCAGCAUCACUGUUUAUCCAAAUUAACUCAGCUAUUUUUUGUUGAUUCUGUGUAAAACAAGUCGAGCCAACAUAUGAUUUCAGUAAUUUGUGUUCAAGUGAUCACAUCAUUCUUCAAGAUUAAGAAGAUGUACCAAAAACAGCAUUGGAGAAAGAUUACAAAGAUGUGUUGGAGGAACUUUGAAAAGUUGGCAUUGUGGCAGGGGGCGAAGUAGUACAUCUUUGAGUGUGCAUUGUCAAAUGCAAAUGUCUUAGUAUAUGUGGCUGAAUUUCUGUGUUUAAGUAUUUGGUGGCAAGAUUUUUAUUGUGUGCUUGUAGUUAGAUGAUUUUUUGGAGUGUGAAAGCUGAGCUAUGCCUAUGGGUGAAAUAAUAUUGUUGUACUCCAUCAUCGAAGAUUCCAAUUCAAUAGAAUAUUCUUC